Messenger RNA from Peromyscus maniculatus bairdii (prairie deer mouse), 1310 nucleotides. RefSeq names its product mas-related G-protein coupled receptor member A. NCBI's taxonomy places the organism in Eukaryota, Metazoa, Chordata, Mammalia, Rodentia, Cricetidae. Gene Ontology annotation, biological process: G protein-coupled receptor signaling pathway. Gene Ontology annotation, molecular function: G protein-coupled receptor activity. Gene Ontology annotation, cellular component: plasma membrane. The record is from RefSeq and is a predicted model, not a curated record.
GAGCAGAGAAGUGUCCUUUGGUGACUGUAUCUUCCCUUCUACACAAGCCUGCUUGCCACAUCCAGCAAGAAGAAUGGGGGAAAGCACUGGUGCAGGGUUUCUGAGCCUAAACACGUCAGCCUCGGGGAUACCAGUCACAACAAACCCAAUGGACAAAACCGUGCCUGGAAGCUUCAACAGCAGGACCCUGAUCCCAAACUUGAUGAUCGUCAUCUCAGGACUGGUGGGGCUGACAGGAAACUCCAUCGUCUUCUGGCUCCUGGGCUUCCGCUUGCGCAGAAACGCCUUCUCCGUCUACAUCCUAAACCUGGCUGUGGCUGACUUCCUCUUCCUCCUCUGCCACAUGAUAGACUCCAUUCUGCUUCUCCUCAAGUUUUCCUAUCCCAACAUUAUCUUCCUCCCAUGCUUUAACACCGUCAUGAUGGUUCCCUACAUCGCAGGACUGAGCAUGCUCAGUGCCAUCAGCACCGAGCGCUGCCUGUCUGUCUUGUGCCCAAUCUGGUAUCGCUGCCACCGUCCAAAACACACAUCAACUGUCAUGUGUGCUACGAUCUGGGUCCUGUCCAUAUUGAUCAGUAUUCUGAACCGGUAUUUCUGUGGCUUCUUAGAUACCAAAUAUGAAAAUGACAACCGGUGUCUGGCAUCGAACUUCUUCACUGCUGCGUGCCUGAUAUUUUUGUUUGUGGUCCUCUGCCUGUCCAGCCUGGCCCUGCUGAUCAAGUUGUUCUGUGGCGCUGGCCGGAUAAAGCUCACCAGACUGUAUGCAACCAUCAUGCUCACAGUGCUGGUUUUUCUCCUCUGCGGCUUGCCCUUUGGCAUCCACUGGUUCCUGUUAAUCUGGAUUAAGAUUGAUUAUGGUGUGUUUGCUUAUGGUCUUUAUCUGGCGUCACUGGUCCUGACGGCCAUUAACAGCUGUGCCAACCCCAUCAUUUACUUCUUCGUGGGCUCCUUCAGGCACCAGCUGAAGCACCUGACCCUCAGAACGGUUCUCCAGAGGGCUCUCCAGGACUCCCCUGACACGGGUGAAAAUGGAAGCAGUGUUCCUCAGGACACGGCAGAGAUGUCAAGCAGCAGAGUGGAACCGUGAUGAAGAGCCUCUGCCGGGACCUCAGAGGUGGCUUUGGAGUGACCAACACUCUGCUGUACUUGACAACUUUCUGCUCUCCUCUGAGCCUUCUGACCUCAGUGGUUCACCAACGUCUCCAACAGAUCGUCACUGACUUAGCUUUUCUACUUUUCCUGAGUAAAAGGAUUUAUCUGAAAGUAUCGUGUCUUCAUCCUUCUUGACAUUAAUAAAAUUCUCACUCUAA